AAGAAACCAGAGGAAGGAUAUGCUCCUCAACGUUACGUUUUCAAAGAAAUGUAUCUGCUAAUGGGCACGGAGCUCAAUGGUGACUGCAGAUAUGAGUGCCUGAUGGAAAGCACCUGUGUGUCUGUGAACAUCGGCCCACCAAACGAGACAGGCUUCAGGCUCUGCCAACUGAGUGAUUCUGACCACAUCCAACAUCGUGAAGAUAAUGAAACACGAAAAGGUUUUAUUCAUUGGACAACUGAGAAUCCAUGUCGCAGUAACCCUUGUCUUCAUAAUGCGACCUGCCUCAACGGAUUUACAGACAAGAGAUACAUCUGUCUAUGUCCAGAGAGUUACACUGGAGAAAACUGUGAAAAAGAUGUAGACGAGUGUACGAGUAAUGCCCAUCGAUGCCACUAUAAUGCAAGUUGCAAUAAUAUUGACGGGUCUUACACUUGCAAGUGCAAAACGGGAUUCAAUUGCACAUUCAAAGCUGUUUUUACAAAUCUCAAUACCACUGGAAGAUAUGGUCCAACAACGCUGGGCAGUCACUACUUAGAUCAGGAUCAUGACGGACAAGUUAAACUGUCUAGUGGUAUUCAACAGUGGACUGUGCCGUACACUGGUGACUACAGAAUAGAAGCAGUAGGAGCAACAGGAGGGUACGAUUCACACCCAAACAGCUCUCAGUACCGGGGAAGGGGAGCAAGAAUGAUUGGAACAUUCCGCUUGAACAUGGGCGAAGUCAUUCAGAUACUUGUUGGUCAAGCGGGAGGCAUAAAUAAGCUGAAACAUUCAUCUGGAGGUGGUGGAGGUACAUUUGUUGUAAGAGGAGCUGAUACACCUUUGAUAGUUGCUGGAGGUGGAGGGGGCGUACAUACGGUUCAUUCCAGAUACGCAGAAUGUGACGCCAACAGAGACACAGCUGGGAAUCCUGGGCGCAAGUCAAGGAAAGGAGGUAGAGAUGGAAGUGGUGCAAGGACUACCCCGAGUGGAUUUUCAGGUGGUGGUGGUGGUGGGUUUUAUUCCAGUGGAAGAAGUGGAAAAGGUGGAGAAGGCGGUAUGGGAUUUCUUCAGGGAGGGGUGGGUGGGAGAGGCAGAUUCAACGUUACUGACGGUGGAUUUGGUGGAGGAGGUGGGGCUUCUGAUGGAAAUUUAAAGGGUGGGGCAGGGGGAGGAGGAGGAGGGUACUCUGGUGGAGGCAGUGGGAGUAACAAGAAUGAUUCCUGUGGGGGAGGUGGUGGAUCCUUCAAUGUUGGAAACAAUCAGCGGAAUGAAUGUUGUUACAAUUCCGCGGGUCGUGGUCACGUGACCAUCACAUUGCUGUAGAACAGACAAACACGAGUCAUUGAGCACACCAAUGAUAACAAAAGGUAUAG
Molecule: messenger RNA, 1358 nt
Organism: Pocillopora damicornis (cauliflower coral)
Lineage: Eukaryota; Metazoa; Cnidaria; Anthozoa; Scleractinia; Pocilloporidae
Molecular function (GO): calcium ion binding
Source: RefSeq, a predicted model, not a curated record